AUGAAAUUCCACACCUCUGUCCUAUCUCUCCUCCUCACCCUCACCCUCCCCUCCACCCUCGCCCAAUCCCCCGUCGACAACGCCCUCGCCCAGUUCCGCACACUGAACGACCGCAUCGACGCCGUGCAGAGCUCCAUCGACGGCUACAGCGGCGGCCUAAGCGGCGUCGUGCUCGCCCUCCCCGUCGCAAACUCCCUCUACAGCGCGCACACCGCCGCAAGCACAGCUCGAACCUCGCUGAGCGCCCUGGACCCCCUUUCGCCAGCGGACAGCCAGCGCGCGCUCGACGCGUACAACGAGGUCCAUCCGCGCUUGAUUCGGGCGCUGAAUGCGGGGAGGGAUAAGGCCGCGGUCUUCAAGGAUGUUGGCGUUGGCUACGUUGCGCAGGGGAUGAUUAGUAACCUGUACAAUGAGAAGAAUCGCUUUGAGGAGGCGCUGAGGGCGAAGGUGUAUCCGGGGUACUUUCAGAAUGACCUGGCGGAGGCGGUUGACGCGGCUUUUCAGGAUACGUUGGCGCGGUUUUCUUAG
Aspergillus mulundensis is the source of this 528-nucleotide messenger RNA. RefSeq names its product cell wall mannoprotein 1 family protein. The coding region runs from base 1 to 528 and encodes 175 amino acids. Gene Ontology annotation, cellular component: extracellular region. The transcript is spliced from 2 exons. NCBI's taxonomy places the organism in Eukaryota, Fungi, Ascomycota, Eurotiomycetes, Eurotiales, Aspergillaceae. The record is from RefSeq and is a predicted model, not a curated record.